This is a messenger RNA of Cheilinus undulatus (humphead wrasse), 3446 nucleotides long. RefSeq names its product DEAD (Asp-Glu-Ala-Asp) box helicase 42 (gene ddx42). The coding region runs from base 83 to 2815 and encodes 910 amino acids. Gene Ontology annotation, molecular function: ATP binding; nucleic acid binding; RNA helicase activity. NCBI's taxonomy places the organism in Eukaryota, Metazoa, Chordata, Actinopteri, Labriformes, Labridae. The transcript has 18 exons. The record is from RefSeq and is a predicted model, not a curated record.
UUGUGCGCACACCGAUGACGUAAGCACAGCUCGGUCUGCUGAAAACAGGGGAGCUUUUUCUUGCAUCGAAAACAGCACAGCCAUGAACUGGAACAAAGGCGGCCCUGGUGUGAAGCGAGGUUUUGGAUUCGGAGGAUUCUCCCUUGCUGGGAAAAAAGAGGAGCCUCAGCUUCCUCAAAAAUCUCAUACUUCAUUUGGAGCCUCAGGAUCAGGCGGAGGCUAUGGGAAGAACCAGCAGCUCCCAUCAUUCUACAAAAUAGGGACAAAAAGAGCCAAUUUUGAUGAGGAAAAUGCUUACUUUGAAGACGAUGAGGAGGAGUCCAGCAGCAAUAUGGACCUGCCAUACAUCCCAGCUGAGAACUCUCCAACACGGCAGCAAAUGCAGUCUGGUGGUGGCUCAGAUAGCGAAGAUGAUCCUCUCGAUGCUUUCAUGGCAGAGGUUGAGAGCCAGGCAGCUAAAGACAUGAGGAAACUGGAGGAAAAGGAAAAGGAGAAAAAGUCAGCCAAGGGUAUUCGCGAUGACAUUGAAGAGGAAGAUGAACAAGAAGCCUACUUCCGCUACAUGGCAGAGAAUCCCACAGCUGGGCUGACCCAAGAAGAAGAGGAGGAAAAUGUCGACUAUGACAGUGACGGGAACCCGAUCGCUCCUACCACCAAGAAAAUAAUCUUACCACUUCCUCCCAUUGACCACUCUGAGAUUGAUUACCCACCAUUCGAGAAAAACUUCUACAAUGAACAUGAGGAGCUCGGCAACCUGACAGCGACACAAGUGUUGGAGUUACGGCACAAACUGAACCUGAGGGUGUCUGGUGCUGCCCCUCCUAAACCUUGUACUAGUUUUGCCCACUUUGGCUUUGAUGAACAGCUGAUGCAUCAAAUCCGCAAGUCUGAGUACACUCAGCCCACACCGAUUCAGUGCCAGGGUGUGCCGAUAGCUCUAUCAGGACGAGACAUGAUUGGUAUAGCGAAAACUGGCAGUGGCAAAACAGCAGCAUUUAUCUGGCCCAUGCUGGUUCACAUCAUGGACCAAAAGGAACUGGAGGCAGGAGAAGGGCCCAUCGCUAUCAUUGUGUGUCCCACGAGAGAGCUUUGUCAGCAGAUCCAUGCAGAAUGUAAGCGUUUUGGUAAAGCCUACUCACUGCGUUCUGUGGCUGUGUAUGGAGGAGGCAGCAUGUGGGAGCAGGCCAAAGCUCUUCAGGAUGGAGCAGAGAUUGUGGUGUGCACACCGGGUCGUCUGAUUGAUCACGUCAAAAAGAAGGCCACGUCCCUGCAGAGAGUGACAUACCUGGUGUUUGAUGAAGCAGAUCGCAUGUUUGAUAUGGGCUUUGAAUACCAGGUCAGAUCCGUUGCUAGCCACGUACGCCCAGACAGACAGACUCUUCUUUUUAGCGCUACUUUCCGAAAGAAGAUAGAGAGGCUGGCCAGAGACAUCCUGGUAGACCCGAUCCGUGUGGUGCAGGGAGACAUCGGAGAGGCCAAUGAGGAUGUGACCCAGGUGGUGGAGCUGCUACCUUUGGGGUCGGACAAAUGGCCUUGGCUGACCAAGCGGCUCGUUGAGUUCACUUCAGCCGGCUCUGUCCUGAUCUUCGUCACCAAAAAGGCAAACUGUGAGGAGCUGGCUACCAACCUCAAUCAGGAAGGUUACAGUCUGGGCCUUCUGCAUGGAGACAUGGACCAGAGUGAGAGGAACAAAGUCAUCACCGACUUCAAGAAGAAGAAUCUGCCCAUUCUGGUGGCCACUGAUGUAGCUGCUCGUGGUCUGGAUAUCCCAUCCAUUCGCACUGUGGUGAACUACGAUGUGGCACGAGACAUCGACACGCACACGCACAGGAUCGGUCGAACUGGUCGUGCUGGAGAGAAGGGUGUAGCUUACACUCUCCUCACCAACAAAGACACGUCAUUCGCCGGCGACCUUGUGAGAAAUCUAGAGGGAGCAAAUCAAAGUGUUUCCAAAGAACUCAUGGACCUGGCUAUGCAGAAUCCUUGGUUCAGGAAAUCCCGCUUCAAAGGUGGGAAAGGAAAGAAGCUGAAUAUCGGUGGUGGUGGUCUUGGCUACAGAGAGAGGCCAGGUCUGGGGGCUGAAAGUUCUGAACGUGGCAGUGGCAGCAGUUUGUUGUCCUCUUCUGGCGGCUAUGAAGGCUUCACCAAAACAACCACAGGAGCAAUGGGAGAUCGGAUGUCUGCCAUGAAACAAGCCUUUCAGGCCCAGUAUAAGAGUCACUUUGUGGCUGCAUCCAGCGGCCCUCCAAAGCUCAGCACCAAGUCCAGCAGCUCAUCCGGCUGGACCAGUGCUGGCAGCUUGAGCUCUGUUCCAACUGAGGCCGCCAAUGGUUCCGACCGGCCCCAGGGCAUCACCCUGUCUUUGGCCAGUUUCACCAGCGCCGGCUCUCUGAGCUCAGUGCCUCCCAGUCAAACCAGUUCUCAGCAGAGCUACCCCCCUCCAGCUCCUCCCUCACAGAGAGAUAGCUCACGGGACAGACACAGUGAGGACCGGGGCCGCGACAGCUACCACCGCCACAGCGACAGGAGCGAUAGACACAGCGGAGAGGAUCGCUAUGGAGAGCGCGAUCGGCAUGGAGACAGAGAUCGGGACCGCCACAGCGACCGAGAUCGCUACAGCAGCAGCAGCCGUCACAGUGAUAGUCGUAAUGGAGAUGGAAGCAGGAGGGAGAGAGAUGAUCGGAGGAGUGAGAGGGACUGGGGAGACAGGGGGAGCGGGGAGGGGAGGGACAGAGACAGAGAAAGAGACAGAGGAGAUGACAGCUUUGCUGUCCCUGAACCGCCAAAACGUAGAAAGAGCAGGUGGGACAACUAAAGAAAUAAAAAUCAUCAAUAGAGUUAAGCGUGCGACCAGUGCUCCAUAAUGAGCUCUUCUCUUGUGUAACAGAGCAUUUAAGGGCUGACACAAGCACAGGACUGUGAAUAGAUGUAUACCGACUCCCUGUCGGGUUGGUUAGGACCUCAUUUGUUGUAAGGCAUAGGCAAGCCACUCAGUGACAGUCACUGUACAUAAACCAUCAAGACUGUUCUUAUUAAGUCAGUAGAGUCGAGCAAUAGAGCUGUGAUGAAUCCUGCUGUUCAGUUGUGAUGGUUGUCGUCUUUUUUCCUCUCACUGGACUCCAAACAUGCCUUUGUGCUUGCAAACUGAUUGCUUUAUUUUCAGUUUUUGCGUAUUGUAUUUGUGUGUUUGCAUUUUAUUAAAGCUAACUUUAGCAAGUGUUAAUUUUCAAAGUGCUCUGUGACAGUCAAACGUACAUGUCAAAAACAAUGUAGAGUUUUCUUUUGGUCUCGUAUUCAAGUUUUAGUGAAGUGCCUUUCCACGGCAUUUAGUCUCUCUAUGCUUUUGAAAUGUUUUUCAAAAAGAUGCAUUUGUUUUUAUGAGAGGAAUUUGAAUUGUUCAUUCUACAUAAGAAAAAAAUGUGAAGUUUUGAUUAAAAAGACUUGUA